AUGUUUUCAAGAAACUCGAUUCGUUUCGCAUCGGCGAUUCGAACUCAUCAAAUUCCGGGAACCCGAUUGCCUUUGGCGAAAUAUGGUGGCAGACAUACAGUUUGCGCGUUGCCCGGUGAUGGAAUCGGUCCAGAAAUGAUUCAUCACAUCAAGAACAUCUUCAGAUUUUGCCAUGUAAGUUUUUCCACUGAAAAUUUUGAAAAAAGAGAAUCAUUAAAUAUAUUUCAACAUUUCAGGCUCCAGUAAACUUCGAAGAAGUUCAAGUCUCGUCUUCUUUAGGAGACGGCGAUAUGGAAGCCGCAAUUCUGGCAAUUCAACGAAACGGUGUCGCAAUCAAAGGAAACAUCGAGACAAAACACGACGAUCCACAAUUCAAAUCGCGCAACGUCGAAUUGCGUUCACGUCUCGAUCUCUACGCCAACAUUUUGCACUGCGUCACAAUUCCCACUGUUCCAUCCAGACACUCCGGCAUCGAUAUUGUUCUAAUUCGCGAGAACACCGAAGGAGAAUAUUCGGGAUUGGAACAUGAAACUGUGCCAGGAAUUGUGGAGAGUAUUAAGAUUGUGACACGCGAGAAAAUUGAACGAAUUUCGAGAAUGGCGUUUGAAUAUGCGAAGGCAAAUGGUAGAAAGAAGGUGACGGCUGUGCAUAAGGCAAAUAUUCAAAAAUUGGGUGAUGGUCUCUUUUUGAAGGUGAGAAAUUUUUCUAAAUUACCCUAACUUAUCUAGAUCCUCCUGAAGAUCUAGUAUUUUUUGAGGUGAUCAAAGAAAUGGCUGAUGCUGAAUACAAAGACAUCAAAUUCGAAUCAAUGAUUGUUGAUAAUGCCUCAAUGCAAUUAGUUUCCCGCCCACAACAAUUCGAUGUAAUGGUUAUGCCAAAUCUCUACGGAAAUAUCAUCUCAAAUAUCGCGUGUGGUUUAGUUGGUGGACCUGGUUUAGUAUCCGGAAUGAAUAUUGGCGCAAAAUAUGCAGUGUUUGAGACAGGAACACGUAACACCGGAACAUCGUUGGCUGGAAAAGAUUUGGCGAAUCCGACGGCUUUUAUUCGAGCAAGUGUUGAUAUGUUGAGAUAUUUGGGAUGUCAUUAUCAUGCGAAUUUGAUUUCGGAUGCGUUGUGGAAGGCGUUGGUUGAACAGAGAAUUCAUACACAAGAUAUUGGGGGAAGUCAUACGGUAAGAGAUCCGGGAGAGCUGGAUUUUGAAAAAAUUUUGAAAAAAAAUCUGAAAUUCCUUGAUUACUAUUUUUUUCAGAAUGAAAAUAAUUAACAUUAUGAAUUUUUCAAAUUUUCGAUUAAAAACUGCAUUUUCUAGAAGUACUGUAGAAGCCAAAUUGUAUGAUUACUGUAGACACUAAGAUCUGCAGCUACAGUAACCCUAAUAGUAACCCUAAUUAUUCUGAAAAUCCAUAUCUCCUAAGGGUUACUAUAGUUUCGAAAUUCCUAAAUUUUCCGCCAAAAAAUCCCAAUAUUUACAGGCGAGUGACGUCAUCAAUGCCACCCUCAUCAACAUUGAAAAACACAUGGAAGAAAACCCACAUCUCUAA
This is a messenger RNA of Caenorhabditis angaria, 1541 nucleotides long. The record is from the annotation of a GenBank genome assembly. Lineage: Eukaryota; Metazoa; Nematoda; Chromadorea; Rhabditida; Rhabditidae.